AUGAAACUAAAUUUCUUUUUACAUUUUCUUUUUUGUCUUGACUUUUUUCUUUUCCUUCCUUUUUUCAAUUGUCUUGCAUCCAUUUCAUUCUUUCUAUCCGUUCCUUUCCAAUCUCCUCCUGUUUUCUUUCUUUUUUAUAUUUUUCUUUUUCUUUCUUUCUUUUUCUUUCUUUCUUUCUUUCUUUCUUUCUUUCUUAAAUGUGCUAUCUUUUUUUCUAACAUCCUUUCUUUUUAUCCUUCUUCAACUUUUAAUUUUUUAUCUUUCCUUUUUUUUUAUUUAGAAUCUAUUAAUUCUUCAUUUCCUUUUUUUACUCUUUUCCCUGUUUUUCUUCGCGCUCUCCUUUUCUACUUUGUAGUUUUCUUUCUUCAUUCUUAUAAUCUAUCAUGUCCUUUCAUAUUCCUUCAAUAUCAUCAUCUUAUAUUAUUCCUAAUUCUCUCUCUCUCUCACACACAAUCUUUCUCCUAUCUCUCUCACUCGCUCUCUCAUUCGCUCUCUCUCUCUCUCUCUCCCUUUCAUUCUCUUUCUCAAUGCCACCACAACCGCCAUCACUUUAGACCGCAGCAUCUUCCAAACCCGUCCCUUCCACCCUCCCGUCUUCGUUCUUUGAGUACAGUCAGUGCACACAGUUCGAACGCGACGACGGUGGAUGCAACGGUGGCUGAGGUGAGAACGACGGCGGUGGCGGCAUUACAACGAACCUAG
Molecule: messenger RNA, 702 nt
Organism: Acanthosepion pharaonis
Lineage: Eukaryota; Metazoa; Mollusca; Cephalopoda; Sepiida; Sepiidae
Source: the annotation of a GenBank genome assembly